AGUUUUUAUACCAACAUGUAUUCACUUCGCUAUUUUUAUUUAUUGUUUGUAUGUUUUCAUGUAUCAACAAGUCAUCUGUUGAGACAAAAAAGAGCUAGAUCAGCAGUAUUUCAUAAGGUGUUUCAAUACAAGGAUACGAAAUUAAAUAUCGCGCCACUGGAAACGAUACCUGAUGUCCUGCUGGAGGAAGAUUGUUGUAACCAUUGUUUAGCAAAGAAUGGAUGCGUGUCUGUGAAUUAUGAACGUAGUGGAUUAAAACGUUGUGAAUUACUUGCAGAGGAUCGAGAUACAAAAAACGAAACAGAUUUUGUCAGUGAGAGAUACUUUUCCUACUACGACACCAUUGUCAGAGAUUUAUGCAAUGAAAAAGAUUCAUGUUAUCCCUGUUCUUGUUGGUCAGCAGAAUUUUAUCGUUCGCCUUGCAUUUGCAGAAAAUUGCAUGGUAAAAUGAGACAACAUUCUCCAUCUUGGAUAAGUUACAUCACAAUCAACAUUUACUACUACCGAGUUUAUGGUAUUAACCAACAAAAUCGAGUUGUAGUCACCCCAGGAGCAUUACCAACCAAUAAUUCCUUUUUAAUUUAUACAUCACCUUGGGUACGUGAAAUAAAGUAUCGCAGAAAUAAACUUAUUUGUGGAAUAGGUGGCGACAACAGUAUUUAUAUUUGGACAGGUUCAAGCUGGACAAACAAUUACGUGUACGCUCACAGUUUCGAUUUUACUGCAAAACACAUCCUCACCAUCGAUUUAUCAACGUUUGAACUUCAUUUGAAAGAAGACAAUAAAGCUUCCACUAAAGUUGCCACGGGUGCGAUUUCGAGAAUUCAGGAAUAUGGCAAGUACUGGUAUGCCAUUGGCAAAGAUUGCAAAUGUAUCAUGAGACACGAGACCACUCCUUCUCCUACUGUAAAUAAAUGGGAAAUACUAACAACAAAUCCAGGAUCCUCUGUUGAGUUUAAAGUUGCAUUUAACGAUAUUAUUUAUUCGUUACACGAAGAUCAGAAUAUAUACGAAUGGUAUGGAAAUGAGAACAGAUGGAUUAUGAUAUAUCAAGGUCCCUGCAUUCAUUUUGAUGUUCAUCAUCUCAUAUUUUGCGUCACAUCAAAUCAUGAAAUUCAUUCGAAUUAUGGAGAAUAUGUGCCUCGUCCAAACAUUCAUAUACCUUUUAAAACUGUAAACCACGUUAAUAAAACGACACCAUAUGGCAGAGGAAUGGAUAUGGACGGAAACACGGCAGUUGCAUUAGAUUUAGAAGCUAACAACAUCGCAUUGGACCAGUUUGGGAAAGGUUACGUCUUACAAAAAGGUGAUGGAGAAAGAGUUGUAUUUGGAAAUUUUGAGGAAACGGCUCUUGGGGGUCCAUUUACUAACCAUGAUAAUUUUCCACCAUAUUUUACGAUAUCCAUGUGGUUCAGAACCACGCUACAAUCUACGCAUACAGGAGCACCGUUAAUCUCCACAGCGAUUGAAACCGGUAUUAAAAUAUUUCUUGAAGAGCUUGAUGGUGUCAAUACUAAGUUAAAAGUAGUAGUUGCUGGAGAAAGCAAAUAUUCGAAAGUUGAAUUUUCCAAGGAGAAAGAAUUCUUUUAUUCUUGGAAUCAAAUUGUGAUUUCUUGGAGAGCACACGAUCAAUGCCCUCGACUAUAUCUAAAUGGACUUCUUGAAGGGACCUGCACACCAUCACAAACAUCUAGAACAUCCACCCCAUCACCUUUACGUUCAGCAAUGCGAGCUGUUUACAUAAGCGACGUUGCUAUUUGGCACGCGUUAUUGCUUGAUCAACAGAUUCUACAGCUUUAUCAAUCAGAUAUUGUUGCUCCUGGAUGGCGAAAGAAAUUCAAUUUUACCUCGGUGACAGAAUCUUCGUGUGGACAAUUGAGGAGACAACGACCCUACAUAACUUCUGGUUACUACUGGAUUAAAUUAAAUGGGAAAAUGAUAAGUGUGUAUUGUGACAUGGUGACAGAUGGAGGAGGCUGGACACAGAUAACUCAUCUAGACACAUCACUACAGGCUCAUGAAAUUUCAGAUGCUACAAAAAUUGGUGACGUAUUCUUUAAGAAUUUUGUUCUUACUCACGAUGGUCUGUCAAUGUUAAGGGAACUGGUUGAUUUCAAGCAACUAAGGAUACGAUGCAGUAAACCCGCACAUCACGACAGAAUUGUUGACAUAGCAACAACAACGUCAUCUGUUUUGGAUUAUUUCACUGGAGUCACUGAUGAAAGACCUUACGCGUGCGGUGGAUUUUAUCCGUUAGAAGAAGACAACUCCGUUUUGGCUCAAAGAUGCGCUCAGUGGAACGACGGAAAAUUUGGUCAUCAUACCCGCUUCGGUGUCAAUGAGCGCUUUAAAUAUAAUAUACUUGAUAUAUAUUAUGUAGCUACUGUACACUGGCUAGAUAGUCUAUGUGACGAUAUAACUCUUGAAGGUCCAGCCAUUUAUCAGUACUAUGUGCGGUAAGAACAGAAUAAGACGAAGGUCAAAAAGAAGAAUAAUGAUACUAUACUUCGCAUACCGUAUUCUCUCUAUCUUCCGCCCAAUCUCUACUUAACGCCUUUCUCCAAAAAAAGCGAGCCCUAAAACCAAAAUCCGUAUUAAACGCCCCUUUCUAUUUAACGUCCCUCUCUAAUAAACGCCCAUCUCGUAUUUAUGCAAAAAAAAAAACAAUUUACACUGAAAUCAAAUAAAGACAAUGUUUGGACGGAGUGUGUUAACGGUUAGUAUAUCUAUACAUAUUUCGAGAGAUAUAUUUAAUUAAUUAGACCUAAAGGCUUAGCUAUAAAGCAAAUAGUUAAAUCUUUCUACCAAAUUUAAAAAUUAUUUUUUCAGAUAGUGGCCUACUUGAGAAGCUUGUCAUGUUUUUUAUACUUGAACCUUAGUUAAUUACAUCAUAGACAUAUAAUCUCUUUUAAUUAUAUAUCAAAGACUACAAAGCAAUUUUAUUUUGACGCGAACAAACUGUUUUUAAAUAUAUUAACCUGUUUAUUUACGUUUAAAUUAUCACACACUGCAACAUUGCACGAUUAUGUUUAUAUGAUAUAUCUCAAUAUUU
This is a messenger RNA of Hydractinia symbiolongicarpus, 3052 nucleotides long. RefSeq lists its product as uncharacterized. The transcript is spliced from 10 exons. The record is from RefSeq and is a predicted model, not a curated record. Gene Ontology annotation, molecular function: oligosaccharide binding. Bases 16 to 2460 code for a protein of 814 amino acids. Lineage: Eukaryota; Metazoa; Cnidaria; Hydrozoa; Anthoathecata; Hydractiniidae.